Messenger RNA from Ambispora leptoticha, 927 nucleotides. Lineage: Eukaryota; Fungi; Glomeromycota; Glomeromycetes; Archaeosporales; Ambisporaceae. The record is from the annotation of a GenBank genome assembly.
AUGGCAUCUAAACCACAUCACCUUUUGGAAGACGACGACAAUGUGGAUAUCGCGAAAAAUGGAGUAAUUAUAAGAUACGAUGAUAUGUUUGUGAAAGACCAAAGCACUUCGACAAAAACUAAGAAACGAGCUCAUAAGACCAUUGCGCCUAAAUUUGCAGCUUCUUCAUCUAACUUCUCAUCAAUUUCUUCAGCCGCUUUGCCUAUUGGCAAUAAAAAAUCUUUGGUAAAGGUCACAGCCAGACCAAAAACACGUUAUGUAAAUUUAGAGAAAUGUUUAACUUUUAAUAGAGUUCAAUAUAAUAGAUUCAGAGAAUUGGGAAACUUGGCUGUUUCAAGUUUUUUGAAUCCUGAGCUUAAUAUAGAUUCCCAAAAUCCAAAAACGCUCAAGAAUUGCAAAAAAAUGAUAUUCUCUUCCUAUCCAGCACUCUUUAAUAGCCGUGAUUCGUGGGUAGUAGAUGUAUUAGUGCAUUCGAUUUUAAUGAAUAAACGAAGGUAUUUACGACAAAGGCAACAGCAAAAAGAAAAGGCUGUAUUGUCAGGAAUAGAACAUGAAUUUGCAAAAAAUCAAAUUUUUUAUCCGGGGUUUAUUGAAGAAUCAAACUCAGGGGAUUCAGGGGAGGAGGAAACUGAGUCCGAGAAAGAAACAUCCGAGGACGACAAAAAAUCAAAGUCAUCAAUGACUGAUUUAAGUGAAGAAGAAAAUGAAUAUUCAGGUGAUGAAGGGGAAUCAAAAACAGAAAAUGGAGAUAAAGAUAUUCUCGAGGAAAUGGAAGUUCAAAUUGUGAUAACUAAUGAGGAACACUUAGAGAAUAAAGAAACUGAUUGUGGGUAUGAAAUAGUGGUUUCAUUACCAGCAACGGAUGAAGAAGAUGAAACUGAUGAAAUUGAAAAUGAUCCUGCAAAGAGAUUACGAGUAGAAAUUUAA